Molecule: messenger RNA, 1650 nt
Organism: Culicoides brevitarsis
Lineage: Eukaryota; Metazoa; Arthropoda; Insecta; Diptera; Ceratopogonidae
Gene: ort
Product: glycine receptor subunit alpha-2
Exons: 10
Coding region: 197-1510 (437 amino acids)
Biological process (GO): regulation of membrane potential; signal transduction; chloride transmembrane transport
Cellular component (GO): plasma membrane; synapse; neuron projection
Molecular function (GO): excitatory extracellular ligand-gated monoatomic ion channel activity; chloride channel activity; transmembrane signaling receptor activity
Source: RefSeq, a predicted model, not a curated record
UUUAAAAAAAACAUUUUUUUGUAAUGUUGAAGCAAGCCACGUGGAACGAAUUAACGGAAGACGCGCAAUAAAAUUAACAAAUGGACAUUCAGAUAAAUCAUAGGUGGAAAUAUCACAAGUGGAACUUUAUUUAGCAAAAGCUCAUCAAACAUCAACAUAUACUGUACAACUUACAUCUCACAUAAGAAUCAUCGACAUGAUUUUCUGUUCCUUCAUCUUACAAAUAAUUAUUACAACAUUUUGCUUUAGUGAACUUUUAGCGGAAUAUAGUACAAGCUUGACAUUCAAUGACCUCCUUCCGGAAGAUCCGAAGCAAUAUGAUAAAAUGAGGCCUCCGAAAAAGGAUGGUGCAGCUACAACCGUAUUUUUUCACGUUACCGUUAUGGGGUUAGAUAGUAUUGACGAAACUUCUAUGACAUAUGCCGCUGACAUAUUUUUUGCACAAACAUGGAAAGAUCACAGGCUUCGAUUGCCUGAAAACAUGACGUCCGAAUAUAGAUUACUAGAAGUGGAGUGGUUGAAGAACAUGUGGCGCCCAGACUCAUUUUUCAAAAAUGCCAAAGCCGUUACCUUCCAAACAAUGACAAUUCCGAAUCAUUACAUGUGGCUUUACAAGGACAAAACGAUUCUCUACAUGGUCAAAUUAACGCUGAGACUUUCGUGUGCGAUGAAUUUUCUCAUUUAUCCGCACGAUACGCAAGAAUGCAAAUUACAAAUGGAAAGUUUGAGCCACACGACUGACGACAUGAUUUUCCAAUGGGACCCCGACGUUCCUUUAGUUGUGGACGAACAUAUCGAAUUACCGCAAUUAGCUUUAGUUAAGAAUUACACAGCCGAUUGUACGCAAGUUUAUUCCACGGGCAAUUUUACAUGUUUGGAGGUGGUUUUUGUGCUAAAACGUCGCUUGGGCUAUUAUUUGUUCCACACGUAUGUGCCAACGUGUCUCAUUGUCAUCAUGUCAUGGGUCUCAUUUUGGAUAAAGCCAGAGGCAGCUCCCGCUCGAGUCACUCUAGGAGUCACAUCGCUGCUAACAUUGUCGACACAACAUGCCAAAUCACAAGCAAGUUUACCUCCGGUGUCUUAUCUGAAGGCUGUUGAUGCUUUUAUGUCCGUUUGUACAAUCUUUGUGUUUAUGGCACUGAUGGAAUAUUGCUUAGUUAACAUCGUUUUGGGAGACAAUCCGGUCCCUAAGGCACCAAAAGACAUCAAACCUGAGAAGAACAAUCGAACUACAAUUCGACGUGAUCGAUCGCGCGAAAACUCAAUCGAAAGUCCGCAUCCGGCUUUUCGGCAACUCUCAUCGAAAGCAACGCUGCCAGAGAACACGAUAAUCCUGACACAAACGAUUCCGCCACCCCCCAAGCCACCCUGUUUGUCGGGCAAAUUGACGCCUGCCCAGAUCCGAUUGGGACGCGCCGUCAACAUUGAUCGCUUUUCGCGAGCGUUUUUCCCGUUUUUAUUCACUUUGCUGAACGUCAUCUACUGGAUCAUGUUCUGGGAGUACAUCUAAGAGACCAUCAAAGUCGUUCGCGAAAAAUUUUAGAUUUUAAUCUAGUCACUAUUCACUAAGGUUUUACGAGUAAAUACUUAUUUUAGGUAAUUAAUUGCAAAUAAAGAGAUAGAGAAGAGUUAAUUAUAUAAUUUAUAGGG